Lasiodiplodia theobromae is the source of this 546-nucleotide messenger RNA. RefSeq lists its product as uncharacterized. The transcript has 3 exons. The coding region runs from base 1 to 546 and encodes 181 amino acids. Lineage: Eukaryota; Fungi; Ascomycota; Dothideomycetes; Botryosphaeriales; Botryosphaeriaceae. The record is from RefSeq and is a predicted model, not a curated record.
AUGCUGCUUUCAGCUCAUGAAAACGGCUUGGACGCCCAGGACGUUCGCCAAUAUCAUUUCACGACUCUCCGUCGCGCUGCCACACGCAUUGCCGACUUCGUAUGCUCUCUUCAAAGCAGGCAUUUGAAGGAAUUUUGGCUCUCCUUCACUGGUCACUUGAUUGUUUCAGCUGCGACGAUUCUGCUGCGCUGCGCUAUCGACACCGCCGAUGCCGCUGUUGCUGAGGAGUGUAAGGAGUCCCUGAAGUCUCUUCGAAGUAGGCUGCAUCGAGCAAAGAACCAGGAUCAAUGGGAUCUCGCGGACAUGUUCCUCAAGCGCUGUGACGAGCCUAUUUCUAGAAUUACAUCGGAUUCGCAAAUGAGGAACCAGGAGUCCAACGCCGCACAGCCACCCGCAGUCCAAGCUGCCGAGGAGAGCCAACGCCUGGAUGCUCAACAAGAACCACCAGAUUUUGGCUUGAGCAGCUUUUCUGAGCUCAACAUUCCAAUUGGUCCGUUGGAUUACCCGUGGGAGUCUUUGUGGGACAUGUUUGAGGGGCCUCAGUGA